UUGGAAAUGGCGGAGAGCAGAGACCACAGCGACAACUUGGGCUUGCAAAACGCGAGUGCGCCGUCAUUGAAACGCUAGGAAACCGCCCCGCGAGUGGUUUGCCUCCCCCCCCGGAGUGAAUGACGCUCCGCUUCUUGCCCGCGGGGGACACAACGGUCGUCGGACGCGGUGCAGGAAAAACGGGGGGAUUUUGUUUUGGUGAAGCGGCAGGUUUUGGAUUUUUUUUUUUUUAGCAAGGUGGGUUAGCUAGGCUAGGCUAAGCGUGCUAGCAGCUCGGCGUUAGCUCACCUCUCGCGUCGUGGUGGUGGUGGUGUGUUUUUUUUACCCACGCAGGCUUGUUUGUCAACAUUAGCCGACGCUCAAUUCGCCAGCGGAGCUCGGCUAACGCAGCAACUUUUUGCUCGGGCUUCCCGAUGUGACCUGCGCGUGUUGUUGACGCAGCGGCUGACCUCAACGUUGGACCCCCCCCCUCCCUCAAAAAAGAAAAUUAAGUCAAAACAUCUCUGGCCACCCUUGCUAGGUUAAGUUAAUCUGGUUAGCUGGGUUAGCUUAACUGACUGUGGCUAACUGUGUUGACGCUCGGGCUAAGCUGCUGUUUUUGCUAUUAUCGUCCAGUGUUGAUCGAUUAUCAGCGGACACCAAACGGACAACAACACAGGGGCCACCAGGCUUCUCCCUGCACCUGGGAUGGUGCUGUUUGACAGAGCGGCUGUGGAGCCAUAACCCUAACACCACCGCAGCUCUAUCAUCUCCACUCUGAAGCUUUCUCCCCCACCUCCUCCUCCCACCCUUUAAGCUUUGCUCAGCGCCGUGGACUAGGCCACCACAGAUACCACAUGACUCACCCACUGGAGCCCUAGAUCAAGUCAGUUGAAGCUGAAAAUGAGCGCAGUCGGGGAAAGCCCGCUGGACCCUGCCGCGCCAGAGUCGCGCAAGAGGAAGGGCUCACCAUGUGACACAUCAGGGCAAAGCCUGGAGAAGCGCAGACGGGAGCUGGAGUGCCGCUACAUCGAGGAGCUGGCCGAGCUGCUGUCGUCCAACAUGGGCGACAUUGCCAGUCUCAGUGCCAAGCCCGACAAGUGCCACAUCCUCAAGAGCACCGUGGACCAAAUCCAGCAGAUCAAACGGCGUGAGCAGGAGAAAGCAGCGCUUCUGUCUCCAGAUGACGAGGUACAGAAGAGCGACAUCUCCUCCAGUAGCCAGGGCCUGGUGGAGAAGGAGGCUCUGGGGCCCAUGCUGCUCGAGGCCCUCGACGGGUUCUUCUUUGUCGUCAACCGCGAGGGCCGCAUCAUCUUCGUCUCGGAGAACGUGACGAGUUACCUCGGCUACGCCCAGGAGGAGCUGAUGACCUCCAGCGUCUACAGCAUCCUCCACGUGGGAGACCACAACGAGUUCGUGCGGAAUCUGCUCCCGAAAAGCCUCGUGAACGGCGUGCCGUGGCCGCAGGAACCCAGCCGGAGGAGCAGCCACACCUUUAACUGUCGCAUGCUGAAGAGGCCGCCGGACGAGGCCGACACGGAGAACCUGGAGGCUCGACAGCAGUACGAGAUCAUGCAGUGUUUCACCGUCUCCCAGCCUCGCCCGGUGCAGGAGGAGCCAGACGACCUGCAGAGCUGCUUGAUCUGCAUCGCCUGUCGCAUACCUCGCUCGCAGGCGGUCAACAGUGAGUCUUUCAUCACCAAGCAGGACCCCACAGGGAAGAUCCUCUCCAUAGAAACCAGUGCGCUGCGAGCGUCGGGCCGGCCUGGCUGGGAGGACCUGGUCAGGAAGUGCAUCUACGCGUUCUUUCAGCAGCAGGGCAAAGAGCCCUCCCACGCCAAGAAGCUGCUGCACGAGGUGAUGACACAUGGCAGUGCCAUCAGCCCGCUGUACCAUUUCACACUAAGCGACGGCACCCAGCUCAGCGCUCAGACCCGCUGCAAGUUCUGGUGCCCCCCCAACCCUGACGUACAGCCUUUCAUUAUGGGCAUUCACACUAUUGACAGGGAACACAACACUGCUAGCUCUCAGGAAAACACUACACCGACCCUUGGCAGCCUUGCUCAAGCUCCUUCCCGCUCCCCGACUCUUCUUCCCGGCAGCAACUCAACCCAAGGUUCAGGCCUCAUCUCCUCAGGCCUUCACCCCAACAACAGCAACGCCUCCCCCCACGGACACAGCCAAGUCACGCCCACGGGCCACCUGACACCCAAUCGGACGUGUCCCCAGCAAGUCAAUAGCCCCUCCCCUUUGAGUAGCCCACUCACAGCCACCCCUACCUCUUUUAUGUCACCCAGGAUGACACGGGCCAGUCCUGGUUUAGGGGGAAGUCCUCGUGUACCGGGUAACCCCUUCUCUCCCUCCACGCCAGGCCUCCAUUCCCCGACCGGGGCGCUGAGCAGUGGAGGCAGCCUCAACCGGCAGCACUCUGGUGGUGACAGUGGCAGUAGUGCCGGCGGCGGGUUAAUGGGAACCUUCUCCCUGUCCUCUCCUGUCGCUCAGAGACGAGCCAGUACGCCCACCAGCACCUCAACGCGGCCUCCGUCUGCGAAAGCCCCGGUUGGAGUUGAAGGAGUGGGAGAAGACUCUGUUAAAGCCCCCCUUCCUUCUGCCUCACAGCUGGGCACGCCCAGACUCAGUCAGCUCCUGGACAGCAAUGGAACAGCAGCUGAAUCCAACAACCGCACCCACUGCACCUCAGCACCUCAUCCCCCGAAACCACCUCCCCUCCCGCAGUGCCCGGCCUCCCACAGUACUCUCACAGAACGACACAAGAUCCUCCACAGGCUGCUCCAGGACAGCAGUCCUAACGACUCGUCCGUCACUGCAGAGGAAGGAGGCAACAAGAACGACGUUGAGGUCAAGAGGGAGCCGCCCGCCAGUCCAGCAUUUACCACCGGAACUAAAUCCGGCACCAGAGAACCGCAAGACCACCAGUUACUCCGCUUUCUCCUGGACACAGACGAGAAGGACUUGGGAGACCUGCCUCCUCCGUCCGCCCUCAGUCUGCAGACGGUCCGGGUUAAGGUGGAGAAGAGAUCCAGCAUCGACGGAGUGCCGUGCACGGGACUGUUGUCCUCGCCUGUAGCAGCAGGCAGCACGUCCAAGCCCGUGGGAGUGUCGGGCAGCUCGGCGUGCAUCAGCCCCAAACCGAGUCCUGUCGCCGAGAGCCGCCGAGACAGUCGCAAGGACAGCAGAGACUCCACGAUGUCUGGUGGCCCCGUUGACGUGGACCCUCUCGCCCAGCUGCUGCCUGCACUGAGAGGCCCGAGUGGGGCCAAGCAAGGCAGCGAGGAUCCGACAACCCCUGGAGGAGGCCCCCAGCUCCAUUCUCCGGCCCCUCAGGUCCAGCUCCAGUCCCCCCUGUCCCAGCCCCAGUCCAUCCCCCAGUUGCAGUCACCGUCGCCGCAGCUCCGCUCUCCGUCGCCCCAGCUCAAACUGCAGUCACCCACCCAGCUCCAACUUGGCGAGGCCAGCACUCCCCGCAAUGUAAAUGUGAAGAGAGAGCCUCCCGGCACUCCCAAAAGAGGACUCAGCGAUGGAGGACCCCCCUCGGGCUGCAGUCUGCAGAGUCAGACGACCUUUGAUUUCUGCAGUCCCCCCACUCCAGGCCAGGCACAGGUCCAGGGACAAGGACAAGUACAGGGAGACCUCUUCCAGACCUCCAAAGACAGCAGCCCCUUUCCAGAGAUGGACAUCAUCAACCCAUUCGGCUCAAGCACUGGUUUAACCAAGUUGGACUUGGGUGACUCUCAGUUCCAGCCUCUGUCUCUGUCUCUGUCUGACACCUUGUCGUUCGAUGGUCUCGGAACGUCUUUGCAGGCUCCUUUGGCGUCGCCACAAGAGCAGUGUGUGCCCUGCUCGCUGGACGAAGUGCUCGGCCCUCUGACCACACCCGAAGGCCAGAGUGACGAGAAAGCGCUCAUCGAGCAGCUCGUGUCCUUCCUCAGCGGGACGGAUGAGAGCGAGCUGGCGGAGCUGGACAAGGCGCUGGGUAUCGACAAGCUGGUGCAGGGUGGCUGCUAUGACCCGUUGCCUCACACCUACCCUCCCCAGUUCGUGCCGGCUCCCCCAGCUCAGUUUCCGUCAGAGCUGGCCACGGUGGGGCCGCAGGGUCUGGGCUUCGGGGCCCCCACUCGGGGGGCUUUCCCCAUCGGAGCGGUGCCCAACAUGGGCUUGAGGCCGGGCACGACACGGCCGCAGGGGAUGAGCGCUCAGCUCAGGCUGCCGCCCAAUCAGCUGCGUCUGCAGCUGCAGCAGAGACUGCAGGGCCCACAGCAGAUCCAGAACAGACUGGCCGGCAUUAACCCGUUUCCCGCAGGAGUGCAGCACGUGAACAUGGCUGUUCGUCCGGGCGUCCAACAACCUCAGAUGCCCUCGCAACCUCCACUGAACGCCCAGAUGUUGGCACAGCGUCAGCGGGAACUCUACAGCAUCCAGCACCGCCAGCGUCAGCUUUUCCAGCAGAAAGUCCUGCUGAUGAGGCAGAACCUGGCAGCAGCAGCAGGAGGAGUAGCGCCGACUGGAACCGUGGGACCCGUCGGAACUGCCCGGGUCCCCAAAGGUCCGCCCACGACGCCUCAACAACAACAGCAGUCACCGCAGCAAGAACAGCAGCAGUUUAACUUCCCGGUAGGCUUCAACCCUCUGUCGGGAAACCCCCCUACCUCACCGAGUCACUUCAGCGCUCUGGACAACAAACUGUCAGGCAGAGUUCCUCUGAACAACCAGCCGCUCAUGAGCAGCGUGCAGGGACAGUUCAACAGCAACAGCAACAGCAGCAGCAGCAACAUCAACGCCUCACUGCAGCAGAGUCUGUUUCAGCAGUUUGGAGGCUCUGCCAUGGUCCAGCCAGACCCGUCCUUCCCUCCUGAGAUGAGCCCGACCAGCCCGUUAUUAUCACCUCAGAACCCAAACUCCCAGAGUCCUCUGCUUCAGCAAACCCCGCCCCCUGGCUACCAGUCACCAGACAUGAAGAGCUGGCAACAGACGAGCAUCGGCAGCAACAGCCUGUUCAGUCAGUCAGGACAGAGUGCAGGGCAGGCGUUUGGCCAGCAGGGGGUUUACAACAACAUGAGCAUCACCGUCUCCAUGGCCGGAGGCUCGGCCGGUGUCGGCUCUUUACCUCCCAUGGGGCCGGCGGUCGGCAUGAGCAACAGUAACCUCAGCAGCGUGGGGUCAGUGUGCAGCGACCAGCAGGUGCAGCAGGUUCAGGUGUUCGCCGACGUCCAGUGCACCGUCAACCUGGUGGGCAGUGACACGUACCUGAACCCGGGCCCCAUCGGCGGCGCGGCGGCGCAGAAGGGCCCCGUGCCGCAGGGCUCCCAGAACAACCAGGCGCAGCAGAAGAGCCUCCUCCAGCAGCUGCUCACAGAGUGACGCCUCCCGCCUGCUUCUGCUCUCCUUCUUACUCCCCCUCUACUUCUCACUUGGUCAGCGCACCAGACCCAUUGCUGUCUCUGUCUCGCCGUUGUUUUUGGAUGGAUGGACGUCUGGCUCGGAGCGGUGUGGCUGUGAGUGGAGCGACGCAGCCUAACCACUUCUGUGCAGAGGUGAGAGGGGGAUGGAGGGGGUUCAUUCAGCCCCCGUACUUUUUUUUAAACGGAAAGACUCGUGUGUCAGAAGGAGCAGCAGUGUAUUUGAACCUGCCUGUCUAAUCUGUCUGACAACCUGUCUGUCUGCCUCAGCCUAUUAAAGGCAGUGUUGUCUUGCUGCUCAUUCCUUGGUGACCUACUUCCUGCUUCCUGACCCAAGAAAAAAAAAAAAGAAAACAACAACAACUGCGACACCAUUGUAGAUUUUUUGCCAAGUUGUCGUCACUGUCAAAUCAGGGCUGGCCUAAGUUUUUUCAUUUCUUUUCUUUUGUUUUUCUCUUUUUAUCAGACGAUUUCAGUCUGUCGUUGUUGGGGGGUGGGGCAUCACAGCAGCAGCAGUGCAACUUGGGAGCAUAUAUAUGUAUAUAUGUAUACAUAUAUAUAUAUAUAUAUAUAUAUAUAUAUAUAUAUAUAUAUACAUAUAUACACACAUAUAUAUGAAAAGCUGCAUUCAGCGUUUAAAGUGUGGGAUUAUCCUACACAGCAGCACCUCUGGCUUUGUUAUUUGUUUUUUGUUGUUGUUUGUUUUCCUCUCACCUGUCUCUCAGCGAUGUGGGAAUGUUUAAAAAGGUUUUCAGACCUCUUUUGCGGCAUUGUGGGAUAGAAGCUCAGUAUCAGCUGGUUCUGUGACUGUCUCCGUCUAUCAGCGACAGUGCCUGGUCGAAGUCGGAGUUUUUUCUUCCCCAAGCUCUGCUUCUUCUACUUCUACUACUACUACUACUUCUUCUACAUAUUAUUCUAUUUACAUCUGUUUUUUUUAUUUUUAUUUGGUUGAAUUGUUUUAAAAAAAGAAAGAAAAAAAGGACAAAAAAAUACAACAUCUGCUCUCACCAUCAUCAUCAUCAUCAUCAUCAAGGACAACAACUUCAUCGUCUUCAUGAAACAAGCUUUGACAACAGCCGGAAUGGACAGGACGGAUGGACGUACGGACAGGACGGAUGUUGGACAUGUUGGAUGGGAGACAGACGUGGAUGCUGCUCAGUUUUUCGGAACUCUCUUUGUGUCUUCCUCCCGCCGGGGAGGAAGGAGGUUUUUAAUUUUUUUAUUAUUAUUAUUUUCAAAAUAUAAAGAAAGACUGUUAUGAUUAUUUAACUGUCUGUCCAUCACAUUUUUACUCCCUCCCUUCCCUUCCCUCCCUCACCUCCGCAGCUGUGAAUACAGAGCCUCAUCGGGCUCACUCUCUCUCUUUCUCUCUCUCCCUCUCUCUCAGCCUAUCAGUGUUGUUUGCCAUGUGCACCGUGCAGGCGGGGUAGUAUUGUACAGUAACAGAAGGACAAAGACUUUGUGGGGGGGGGAUGGUGAACUCACUCUUCUCUUCUCUUGUAACCGCUUUCCCCCUUUUUUUUUUUACGUGUUAUUAACUCAGAAACUUGCGUAUAAUGUGAUUCGAUCCAGGUUUGUUUUUAUUUGGCAUCAGGAUAUUGUAAAGUUGCUAAUGUGCAGAGGAGGAGGAGGAGGAAUGAAAGGUGUUUUGGGUUUUGUUUUGUUUUUUACAUCUUGGCAAAUGUGAAAAAAAAUAUAACUAUAUGAGAUCUCGCUUUACCCCGCCCCCGCCUUGCCCCGCCCCUACGUUGCGUUCAAGUUGCCACAUUUUGUGCAGGGUGGUUCACAGCGCUUCUGCUUUCCUCUUGUGGUAACCAGGGAGCUCGUCAGCCAUCUCCUCUCGCUCUUUCUCCUCUUUUGUUUCUAUUCUCAUGUUAAUGUACAAAACAAAAAGAACUUUUCAGACCGUACACAUGUUUGUAACCAUUGUAUAAAGUUAAAAAAAAGUAUAAUUAAUACCCUUAAACCGGUCCCAGAGAACGGGCGGGCAGGGGCGCUUUCGGAUUAUAAUGACAUUUAAGUAGACGCUUUAGUGAUAGCAGUUCCUAACAAAGAUGUGAUGGAUGAUUACGUUUUUUUACGCCGUCAUGAAUUUGAAACAAAACAAAACAGGAGAGGUGAGGGCGGGGCUGGGGCAGGGGGUGGAGUCACAGUAAAAAGAUUUUUUUUUUUUUUUAUGUAAAUGAGUUUUCUCCUCACCUCCUGCAAACAUGUUUUUUUUGUUUCUUUUCCACUUCUGGUUUCCUGAUGAAGACUUCACUCCACUGGCUACACACACACACAGUUUUCUGAUGACUACUGUUGCUCAGUCAGACACUGUCUCUCUCAGCAAUAACAGACCUCUGUUAACAAAAAACGUAAUUCCCCGCGUAUUAGAAGUGCUUCACGUCACCAGGACUUUCGAAAACAUUCAAAAAUAAUCUCCAGUGUUGUUAUCCUGAUAUCUGGCGCGUGUCCGAAACUUAAAUUGAAAGUUUAUUUCGGGCUCAGCCCCAACACCCAGACGUUUAACGCGUUAGAAUGCGUGAUCUUAUCUUUGACGUACGACUGAAACUGCAACUAACCGCUAUUGUCAUGUUUGGUCCAGUAAAUAUGGACUCGGACACCAAAACGAUUCAGUUUUAGUGAUUUCUUUUUUAUUUGGAGCCCACGAAACAGACAAAUAUUCACAUUCAAGAAGCUGUUAAAAAAGGCGGUUAAUCGAACAUCAUACUCAGUGGGUCUCAAAUUUGCGGCUCUUGGGCCACACGCGGCCCUCCAGUCGACUUCACGUGGCCCGCCACUUAUUUGUUAUUUUGUAAUUUAUUGAUACAUUUUAUCAAAACAAACACUUGUAUCUGGAAAUUCUGUGAGUUAUCGUCAUGAAUUACGAUAUCGAACAGUUUUUUUCCCCCCAACAACAUUGACUUUUCUCACUUGAGCGCCCCCUCCUGACCAGGUCAUGUGAGUUUGAGACUCUCCUGGUCACAUUCAGACAAAAUGAUGUCACUUCAACCCCCCGAAAAAUGCAAUUCUCAGCAACAACAGCAAUAUGCAGUUUUACGCUACUUCAGUGGCUUUUUCUUUACCGGUGCACUGUUGUUUUUGUUUGUUUUUGUUUUUUUAACCAUAAUUAUGCAACAUAACCCAGUUACAGUAUGCAAGGUCAACAUUCCACACACCAACUCCUCCAGUGUCGUACGACGACUCCAGAACCACUUUGUGUUCAGCUGGAUAUUAAAAAAAAAAACCUGUGCGUGGAUUUAUGUCGAAAAAAAAACAAAAAAAAAGACUUCUUCUGAGAUUAAAACACAUGGAUAAAUCCAUACAUCGACUGUUUUAACACCAGCAACUCAUUUUUAGUACUUAUCCCACUUCUUUCCCUUCAACCUCCGUUGGCGCUUUCUCCCUCGAGGUUUCCACAGUUUCUAUUUUGCGUUAUUGUUUUUGUUCGUCAUGUUGCGAGCGUCGGCCGUCAUUUACAGAGUUUCCAUCCAAAUGGUUCUGCCUUUUCAAAAAAGAAAUUUUAUCGGAUUAUUCGACUUAAGAAAUACAAAAUGAUGUCAUCAGUAAAAAGUCGCACAUUAUCCACGAAGGCGAUGACGUCGUAAGCCAUGACGUAGUCCAUUUAGAGCUAACAUCGCGGUGAUUAGCAUAAUAUACCUCCAGUAAGAUAGUUUGUGCGGAAUUUUUUCCUGAAACGUUUUGUAAAAGUCGUCAUGGCUAAUGCGAAAAAUCUGCAUUUUUGUCUGUCGCAUUUGCAGAGUUAUUUGCCGUUUUGCCGAUACUGAAAGUAUUUUUGAUUUUAAAAAGUGGAAAACUGAUGUAAGAUAUCACGCGCAAAUUUUCCUUUGCACGAGAUAAAAAAAAAUCACACUUUAACGGUACACUCGGAUGGAAGUGAAGGCACUUAUAGUUCCCAAACUACGGUGGCCCGGAAGUUCAAACCAUUAUAUCACGUUCCGUAAAAUACUAUUAUAGAUCACAAAACUAAUUAGCAAAAGCCACAAUUCUGAUGGAAAGCGGAACGUACAUUUUCCAAAAUAACAAAUUUACAAUCCCCGAAACAAAUGUCCCGGAUGCUGUUCCGCUAUAAACAAAAGAGGCUGGCUUUCAGCACUACUAUACGUCUCUUACUGUCAAAUUAAUAAAUAGAUAAAAAAAAAAGAAUUGACCGCUCACUUUAUCACGUCCGGGUCACUUGCAGCAUUUGAUACGUUCCCUUUUCCGUGAGGACGGUUUGUUUCACUUUUAUUUUGUAAUAUAUAAUUAUGGUUUUUGCGCUUCCAGGCCACCGUACCAAAACCCAGGAUGAGGAGGAGGAGGAGAAAUGGGACAAAUUGAUUCCUGAACUGUGAGGCUUUUUCAUUAUUAUUAUUAUUAUUAUUAUUAUUCUUUUCUUUUUAACGCCUGCACUUACAUUUUUAAAUAAAUAGAUAAAUUGAAGCACUUCAGUGUGGAAGCUCCCAAAAAUUGGAUUGUGUCUCCUGUGACGAAUACUGUUUUGGCCGCCGAUGUGAAUACAACUCGACAGCUGCACAAAGUGGGAAGAAUGUAUUCUGGAAGUUUCCGCCGUCGUCGUCUUCUUCUGUUAUUAUUGUUAUUAUUAUUUUUAUUAUCGCACUCUGCUUUCUCACACAGUAUUGAUACACACACACUUUUCUGCGUGGCAUAGGCAUUCCUAUGGAAACCGUUUUCCUCUACAAACUCUGUUAACUGCAGAAACCUCGACAGCAACUGUCACCUUAUCCUGCGACGACGACGACACAUGCCAAAUACGAUUAAUGCUUAUACUAUGUAACCUUUUUAUUAUUAUUAUUUUUUAUCCCCUCCCCUUUUCUCACUACAGUUACCAGGUACAAGGUUUUAGGCUCUUUUAUAAACGUUGGAUUUCAAGAUGUUAACAUAAUGUAUAUAACAGAGAAAUGUGAAUAUGUAUUUGUUUCAGAAUCAACAGAAAAUAAGUAAGUAAGUUAGCUCCGAGUUUGUUUUUAAAAAAAAGAAAAUAACUACUCGCCUCCGUCAUGUUUUUUUUAUUUUUUGAUUUUCUACUCUACUUUAUUUUUUUAUUUUUCCUGAUGUAUGUAUGUAUGUAUAUGACUAUCAGUGAGUGCUUAUGUAUGUGUGUGUAAUACUGUAUAUCUGGUGUUCUCUAAGAUGGAAACGUGGAAGAUGUCCUGGUUUGAUUCUUUUCUUCUUUCUACUCUUUAGACGCUGCACAGUACCUGUGGGUGUUUUCACAAAACUAUGCCAGAGAAUGGUUUUCCUUUUGGUUUUCUUAUUCUUCUUCUUCUUCUUUUUUUCUUUUUUUUUUAAGUGACUGCUGAAUGUGAUUUUACUGAGAGAGUAAAAGCAGUGUGGACUGGCUUUUUUGUACGGGUUAAUUUAAAAAAACAAAACAAAAAAAAUAUGACAGAAAAAAGGCCAUAUUAUUUAAUUUUCUCUGUUAAAAAUUUUAAGCAGAUCUGGUAGAGAGGGUGGAGCCUUGGUUUUAUGGAGAGGCCUGACGGUUAUUGUGUUUGAGUGGGCUUGUUUUUUUUUUUUUUUCCUAACUGUCUGACUGAUAUUUUUCAUUUUUAUUUUGUUGCAUUUGCCACUAGUAACGACCAAAGCUUCACGAGGUUUGACAGAUAUCAUAUGCAAACCUCCUCAUCAUCACUGGACAAGACAUAACGUAGCGAGCAGCCCUUUAUUCGUCCUUCCUACCUCCCUUUCUUCCUUCCUUAAUUUCUUCCUUCCUCGCACAGUUUUGCGUGGUUCCUCAUCUGACGUCCCAAAGUUAGGUCUGCGGCGCCGCUGCUCCGCCGGUUUUCAGCCUGAAGUGCUAUCAUUCGUUUACAGGAAUAAAAGUAAAAACAUCGCAACUGUUAGCUAUGCACCUUACCGAUCAAUAUAGCAUUUAUUGUCCUUUUCACAUGGAUGCAGAUUUAACACUGGAGCGACAUUAAUUUCAUAGGCAAAGUAUCGUCACACACAAAAAAAGACCCCACAAAGAUCCCACGUAGUCGGUGAAUUAAGUGUAGUUUAUUUAGUUGAUAUCUGACUGUUCUCCUCGUAUAAUCUCAUUAAAACACGUCUCUUGUUCCCGUGAACUAAGUUCUUUAUACCAAACUUGAGGUGCCUCGUGUGUAUAUAUACAUAUAUAUAUACAUAUAUGUAUAUAUAUACAUAUAUAUACUUUCUGCAGUAAAGUUUAACAGUAAUAACCUUGUUAACCAGGGUUUUUUUUUUAGUAAAAAAAAAAAAAGAAAAGAAAAACCUUUUUUCACCUUUUAUAAAAAAAAAAGUUUGCUGUAUUUUAAAUGACUUUUUUUACACACGUUAGAUUAAUCAAAAUUAUUCCAGGAAUUUUUGCAAAUACAAUCUAAUUUUGCACUUUAUAUGGAUUUUACUCGGAGCAAAAAAGAAGCCACAAUCAGAUCAGUGUUAGUAAACGUCCCCUGAAUGUACGUCAAGAAAACCGAGGUUAUUGUAGUUUCAUUUUAAAUUUCUCUCAGGUUCUUUUAUGAAGAACUCGACAGUCAGGGAUACCCAACAUUCAAAUGUAUAGACUUUUACCUUCUUUGUAUUGUAGUUCUCUCUCUCUGCCUCUUUCUCUCUUUUACCUACAGCAACCGAUCCUCAGUAUAAAACUAUGCCAGUCUUCUUCAGGUGACCCCGCCCCCCCCCCCCCCCCCCCCCCUCCCCCUGUCAGCUGAUACCAGGCGUACUGUUAAAAAAAGCUUAAAUCUCAGAACAUUCCUGCUCACAACACAGUCACAGCAACUGUCGGCGCUUCGCUCUGUCGCUGUGGACGCCGGAGCCACUCGGCGUUCACUUUCCUCUGCCGCAGUGUUUUUCCUCAAACCAAGGUUGGACACUCGCUUUCUUUUAGUACAAGUCUGGUUUGUGCGAGACUUAACCUCUGCUAUCUAGCAACAAUUGUGCACUGACAUUAACAACACACUGUGUUGCGUGUCCUCUCUCUGUUUUGUUUGUCUUUUCACACUUUUUGUGCUGCCUAUUGUAGAAUAUUUAGCGGUGUGCUGAUACCAAGAUCGGGCCAAUGUUAGAUCCAGGAUUGGGAAAUGUCCUAUCUAGGGUUGGGCCAAAGUCAUGUUCAGGAUCGGGCAAUGUUGGACCCAGGAUCGGGUCAUAUCCAGGAUCAGGUAAUGUCAGAUCCAGGAUUGGGCAAGGUUUGACCCAGAAUUGGGUAAUAUCCGGGACCGGGCAAUGUCAGAUCCGGGAUCGGGUAAUGUCAGAUCCCGGAUUGGGCAAGGUUGGACCCAGAAUUGGGUAAUGUCAGAUCCAGGAUUGGGCAAGGUUGGACCCAGAAUCGGCUAAUAUCCAGGAUCGGGCAAUGUCGAAUCCAGGAUUGGGCAAGGUUGGACCCAGGAUCGGGAAAUGUCCUAUCUAGGAUUGGGCCAAUGUCAUGUUCAGGAUCAGCAAUGUUGGAUCCAGGAUUGGGUAAUAUCCAGGAUUGGGUAAUGUCAGAUCCAGGAUUGGGUAAUGUCAGAUCCAGGAUUGGGCAAGGUUUGACCCAGAAUUGGGUAAUAUCCGGGAUCGGGCAAUGUCGGAUCCGGGAUCGGGCAAUGCUGGAUCCGGGAUGGGGCAAGGUUGGACCCAGAAUCGGCUAAUAUCCAGGAUCGG
Molecule: messenger RNA, 13004 nt
Organism: Solea solea (common sole)
Lineage: Eukaryota; Metazoa; Chordata; Actinopteri; Pleuronectiformes; Soleidae
Gene: ncoa1
Product: nuclear receptor coactivator 1
Exons: 22
Coding region: 883-5358 (1491 amino acids)
Biological process (GO): positive regulation of transcription by RNA polymerase II; cellular response to hormone stimulus
Cellular component (GO): nucleus
Molecular function (GO): protein dimerization activity; nuclear receptor binding
Source: RefSeq, a predicted model, not a curated record